AUGGGCUGGAAGGUGCUGCGUGCGGUCCGCGAUGCCGAGAUGGUAUCCACAGCGCUACAGCAUCUAAACGACACGGGUCUCAAGUACCGCUGGUCGGACCUGGGUCCUGAGGGAUGCUUCUUCGCGCUGCCCUUUGGCGAUGUGCCCUCGCAGCCAACGCCAGAGAAGGAUCACAAGCCCAGUGCGACUGAGAUGCUCCUGCGCGAGGAAGGCUGGACCGUCCUCGCGACGUACUCUCGUCCACAGGCGCAGGACUAUGCCACAACGUUGGGUAUCCUUGCACAGCACCACCUGAUCUUGUGGAAGCAAGUGGAGGACAAUGGAUGCUUCCUGCUCGCUGCGCGGCUACCUAAGGAGAGCGCAUCCGAAGUCCCCCAGGGUGUAAACUCCGCUACUGACCCCGCCGUCGAGACUGUCGUUACGGAGGAAGACGCUAUGCUGGAAAGCUACUACCGCUCCCAAAACUAUGUGCUCGUUAGGAUCUCUUAUCGCUUUCAUUACAAGCUCUGCAGCGGCCUCGAUGGCCUUCGAGAGCGGGGCAUGCAUAUCCGGUACACCCGCCUGACAGCCCCAUACAAUGCCGGACCCGACACGGAGUGUGUCGUUGCCGUGCACUGCGGUCCGUUUAAGGAGCCGAAGUACGGCGGCCGCAAGAGUGAACGGGAUGCCGCGCUCCGCAAGGAUGGCUGGGCGGUGCUCGUCACUUUCUCGCCCGAGCAAGCAGCAAACGUACGAAAGACGCUCGAGCGGAUGCAUGCACAUGGAGUGCCGCUAGAGUGGAGGUACAGCGAGGAGGGCAAGUGGGGGACCCACAUCCACGCCAGGUGUAACUGGCCUAUCGUUGAUGAUGAGCGCCACGAAGGCGAUGACGCGAUUAUUGUGGCCUCGGCCGCCGACGACGACGCAGUGCGCCACGGUAUCUGCCAAGGGCUGAGGGACCUCGACUCUGCCGGCAUGGGCAUGCAAUGGCGCUUGCGCGACGGCGUGAUUACCGUGUCGCCAUGGGACGCCUUCUAA
Molecule: messenger RNA, 1017 nt
Organism: Trichosporon asahii var. asahii CBS 2479
Lineage: Eukaryota; Fungi; Basidiomycota; Tremellomycetes; Trichosporonales; Trichosporonaceae
Exons: 1
Coding region: 1-1017 (338 amino acids)
Source: RefSeq, a predicted model, not a curated record